Molecule: messenger RNA, 1846 nt
Organism: Tricharina praecox
Lineage: Eukaryota; Fungi; Ascomycota; Pezizomycetes; Pezizales; Pyronemataceae
Product: ergosterol biosynthesis ERG4/ERG24
Exons: 4
Coding region: 221-1777 (518 amino acids)
Biological process (GO): ergosterol biosynthetic process
Cellular component (GO): endoplasmic reticulum membrane
Molecular function (GO): Delta24(24-1) sterol reductase activity
Source: RefSeq, a predicted model, not a curated record
CCACGCGUAGCGAACACGGUAGAAUCUCCGAUCCUUGACGCCGGCCAUCGAUUUUACGGAGUACCCCUGAUCCUCGGUCGGUUGCACUAACUAGUAGCUUUCCACUUAUACCAACCAGCCGGCUGCUCAGUGUUUUUCCUCUCUCUCUCUCUCCUAUCUCACUCGCUGUCCUCUUCUCUUUCUUUAUAUCCUUUCUCCCCGUCUGGUCAUUUCCGCCACGAUGGUUUCCGUUACACGUUCGAAGAGCAGGUCCAGAAUGCCUCAAUCGACAGAGCAGGAAGUACCCCAGCUUCGAGGGCGCAAACAAGCCACCCAAUCCGACACGCCCAAGAAAGCCAACGGUGCCGUCAAAUCGAACGGAAACGGAAUCGCAAACGGAAACGGAAUUAAAAACGGAACCUCGAAUGGCAGCAGCAAUGGAGUCGCCAGCAAGGUCGAAGAUGAUCCCAAGAUCGAUGCCAGCGGCGAGUUCGAGUUUGGCGGCGUGUACGGAACCGGUCUCGUGAUGGUGUUCUUCCCCGUCCUCAUGUGGUACCUGUGGGUCGGCCAGGUCUACUAUGACGCGCAAUUGCCCUUUCCAGCGAAGGGACAAGCCUUCGGAGAUUUUUUGCUGGACUUCGUAAAUAAGGCUAUGGAGUGCGCACGUCCCACGCUCAGAUCCUUUUCCGCGUACUGGCUUUUCCUCGCCUAUCAGAUCGUGCUGUACAUCACCCUCCCCGGUGUCUGGACCAAGGGCAACCCGAUCCCCCACCGUGACAACCUGCGUCUGGAUUACUUCUGCAAUGCCAUCUUCGCUUUCUGGGUCACCAUGAUCACGGCCGGCGUUCUUCACGUUACGGGCAUGUUCCCCAUCACAGACCUGGUCGACAAUUUCGGCUCCUACAUGAGCGUUGGAAUCCUGUCUGGAAUCGUCGUCAGCUUCAUCGCCUAUUUCAGCGCUAUCGCUCGUGGUGCGCAGCACAGGAUGACUGGAUACUUCGUCUACGACUUCUUCAUGGGAGCCGAGCUGAACCCCCGUAUUUUCGGCAUUGUCGACCUCAAGAUGUUCUUCGAAGUCCGUCUGCCGUGGUUCCUCCUGUUCCUGAUCUCGAUCUCCGCCUCCGUCAAGCAGUACGAGCUGUAUGGAUACGUCACCCCCCAGGUCUGCUUCUUCUUGCUCGCGCACUGGCUCUACUCCAAUGCCUGCGGCAAGGGCGAGGAGCUCAUCGUCACCACCUGGGACAUGUCGCACGAGAAAUGGGGAUUUAUGUUGAUCUUCUGGAACAUGGCUGGUGUGCCCCUGACCUACUGUCACGGCGUCCUCUACCUGGUCCGCAACACCCCCGAAGUCUACAAGUGGUCCUCGAAGACCAACAUCGCGCUCUUCAUCAUGUUGCUCACCGCGUACUACAUCUUUGACACGUGCAACAGCCAGAAGAACCGCUUCCGCCAGCAAGAGCGAGGCACCAUGGUCCAGCGCAAGGCCUUCCCCCAGCUGCCCUGGCAGACGAUCGAGAACCCCACCUUCAUCACGUGUGAAGCCGGUACUCUCCUCACCAGCGGCUGGUAUGGCCUCGCCCGCAAGGUCCACUACACCGCCGACUUCUGCCAGUUCCUGAGCUGGGGCCUGAUCUGUGGCUUCAAGAGCCCGAUCCCCUGGUUCCUGCCCGCCUUCUUCAUGUGCAUGAUCCUGCACCGCGCUAAGCGCGACACCGACCGCUGUGCUGCGAAGUACGGACCCGCUUGGGACGAGUACAAGCGACAGGUCCCUUACCUCUUUAUUCCUUACCUUUUUUAAUCGCCGGAUGAGAGUUCGAGGAGGAGAAAAAAAGAGAUGGAUAGGAAGAAGAGCGAGGGGGUGUAUGCG